UACCGGAGGCAGCGGGGCGGCAACGGCAGCAAGCGGGUCCUUGUGGCCUAGAAAAAUCCUGCAAAAAUGUCUCUGUACCCAUCUCUUGAAGACCUGAAGGUAGACAAAGUUAUUCAGGCUCAAACUGCCUUUUCUGCAAACCCUGGCAACCCAGCAAUUUUGUCUGAAGCUUCUGCUCCCAUCUCUCAAGAUGGAAAUCUCUAUCCUAAAUUGUAUCCGGAGCUCUUCCAGUACAUGGGCCUGAGUUUAAAUGAAGAAGAAAUCCGUGCAAAUAUGGCCGUGGUCCCUGGAGCACAAGUUCAGGGGUUGGUGGCAAGACCUUCUAGUAUGAACUAUAUGGUGGCUCCUGUAACUGGUAAUGAUGUUGGAAUUUGUAGAGCAGAAAUUAAGCAAGGGAUUCGUGAAGUCAUUUUGUGUAAGGAUCAAGAUGGAAAAAUUGGGCUCAGGCUUAAAUCAAUAGAUAAUGGCAUAUUUGUUCAGCUGGUCCAGGCAAAUUCUCCAGCCUCAUUAGUUGGUCUGGGAUUUGAGGACCAAGUACUCCAGAUCAAUGGGGAAAACUGUGCAGGCUGGAGCUCUGAUAAAGCACACAAGGUACUCAAACAGGCUUUUGGAGAGAAGAUUACUAUGACUGUUCAUGACAGGCCCAUUGAACGGACAGUUACCAUGCAUAAGGAUAGUACUGGACAUGUUGGCUUUAUCUUUAAAAAUGGAAAGAUAACAUCCAUAGUGAAAGAUAGUUCUGCAGCCAGAAAUGGUCUUCUCACAGAACAUAACAUCUGUGAAGUCAAUGGGCAGAAUGUCAUUGGGCUGAAGGAUUCUUAAAUUGCAGACAUACUGUCAACAUCUGAGACAGUAGUUACUAUUACAAUCAUGCCUGCUUUUAUCUUUGAACAUAUUAUUAAACGGAUGGCACCAAGCAUUAUGAAAAGCCUGAUGGAUCAUACCAUUCCUUAAAAGUCAUGGCACAAUGGAAACUUCACUGAACUCCAGUUUACUUCUUGGGCAACUUAACUUUAUAUUACACACAUGAAGCUUUCUAGGAGCCAGAGAGCAUAUGCUGCAUGAAGACCUUUCUAUCUUACAUUAUGGCUGGGAAUCUUACUGUUCUGAUUGGAUAUCUUGUUCACACUUCAAGAUCAUUGUAGCCUUAUCCUGGUUUUACUGAUGUGAAACUUUGUACAGAUUUUAACUGAUUUUCAUAGAGUAGUUUCUCUACUGGAAACCUGAUGCUUUUACAAGCCAUUAUGAUUAGAAUGACUGAUACAGGCUUAGCUCUGUGUUAGAACCAGUCACCUUUAUCUUACAUAUCAAGUAGUGCUGUUCAUAUUACUUUAGUUCUAUGGUAUAAUUGCAUUUUUUUAAUGUGUAACCAUAGUACAUGUAGAAUGACUGCUUUUGAUGUUUUUUUUUUAGUUCUGUGUGUGUGUGUGUGUGUGUGCGUGUAAAAUACCAAUUAAGUACACUGGUUUCAUUCCAUGUAAGCAUUAUACAGUGUAUGUAGGUUGCUAGAGAUUGUGUUGAUCAUCAUUUAAUUAGAACUACCUUUACUUAAUAUGCUUCAACUGUCGCCUUAACUGUGUUAAGCAUCUAGAAUAAAAGCCCAAAUACAACUAUUGCUGCCUUUCUAAAACCCAAAAUGCAGUUCUGUGUUAAACUGAAAUGUACACUAGCCCAGAACAAUG
Messenger RNA from Mustela lutreola (European mink), 1682 nucleotides. Its product is annotated as syntenin-1-like. Gene Ontology annotation, cellular component: plasma membrane; cytoplasm. The transcript has a single exon. The record is from RefSeq and is a predicted model, not a curated record. Gene Ontology annotation, biological process: positive regulation of transforming growth factor beta receptor signaling pathway. Lineage: Eukaryota; Metazoa; Chordata; Mammalia; Carnivora; Mustelidae. Gene Ontology annotation, molecular function: syndecan binding. The coding region runs from base 67 to 822 and encodes 251 amino acids.